Molecule: messenger RNA, 1548 nt
Organism: Kluyveromyces marxianus DMKU3-1042
Lineage: Eukaryota; Fungi; Ascomycota; Saccharomycetes; Saccharomycetales; Saccharomycetaceae
Gene: RSA4
Product: Rsa4p
Exons: 1
Coding region: 1-1548 (515 amino acids)
Biological process (GO): ribosomal large subunit assembly
Cellular component (GO): nucleolus
Molecular function (GO): protein binding
Source: RefSeq, a predicted model, not a curated record
AUGGCUACCUUAUUACCUCCGCCAUCUAAGAAGCAAAGAAGAGAAGCUCAGACUGAACGUGAAGUGGACUUAAUUCCUAAGGAUUUGCCCAAUGUCCUCAUUAAGUUCCAGGCAUUUGACAGCGGUGAAACUGUGGGCGGAUCUCUAAGAGUUCCGGGUGCUAUCACAGAGAAGCAACUAGAAGAGUUACUCAAUCAGUUGAAUGGGGACACUGAUGAACCUGUUCCAUAUACCUUUGGAUGUUUAGUCAAUAACAAAAGCAAGAAUGGAGAGGAAGAGAUGGUAGAUAUUAGGGAUAAUUUGUACCAGUCCAUUUUGAAACCCGGUUUGAAGUCCACAGAAGAUUUCCUAACACUAGUGUAUACCCCAAGAGCUAUUUUCAAAGUUAAGCCCGUGACCAGAUCAUCAUCUGCGAUUGCUGGGCAUGGUUCUACAAUUUUAUGCUCAUCAUUUGCUCCUCACACAAGUUCUAGAAUGGUUACAGGUGCUGGUGAUAACACUGCAUGCAUCUGGGAUUGUGAUACUCAAACCCGUAUGGCUACGUUGCAAGGUCAUCAUAACUGGGUUUUAUGUUGUUCUUGGUCGCCGGAUGGUGAAUUGAUCGCAACAGGAUCUAUGGAUAAUACUAUCAGACUUUGGGAGUCACAAAAGGGUAAACCAUAUGGUGAUGCAUUAAGAGGACACAGUAAAUGGAUCACAUCCCUAUCUUGGGAACCAAUCCAUCUAGUGAAACCGGGUGAUAAACCCAGAUUAGCGACAGCAUCAAAGGACGGUACCAUUAAGAUCUGGGAUACUACCAGGAGAGUUUGUCUCUUAACACUAAGUGGCCAUGCCUCUUCAGUGUCUUGCAUAAAAUGGGGUGGUAGAAAUGUUUUAUAUAGUGGUUCGCAUGAUAAGACUAUCAGAUGUUGGGAUAUGAACCUCAACGGAAAAUGCAUUAACAUUCUAAAAUCACAUGCACACUGGGUCAACCAUUUAUCGUUGUCUACCGAUUAUGCUUUGAGAGUUGGUGCCUUUGACCAUAAGGGUGAAAAGCCAGUCUCAGCCGAAGAAGCUCAACAGAAGGCGCUCAAAAACUACGAAAAGGUCGCAAAGAAAAAUGGUGAACUCGAAGAACUAAUGGUCACAGCCAGUGACGAUUUCACAAUGUACCUAUGGAACCCACUAAAAGCUACGAAACCAAUCACUAGAAUGACUGGUCAUCAAAAGCUAGUCAACCAUGUCGCAUUUUCGCCAGACGGUCGUUACAUCGUUUCCGCAUCCUUUGACAACUCCAUCAAAUUGUGGAACGGUAGGGACGGUAAAUUUAUAUCGACUUUUAGAGGUCAUGUUGCAAGUGUCUACCAAGUCGCAUGGUCAAGUGAUUGCAGACUUCUAGUCUCGUGUUCAAAGGAUACUACUUUAAAGGUUUGGGACGUCAAGACAAGAAAACUCUCUGUAGAUCUCCCAGGCCAUCAAGAUGAAGUAUAUACCGUUGACUGGUCUGUUGAUGGUAAGCGUGUAUGUAGUGGUGGUAAAGACAAGAUGGUGAGGAUCUGGACUCAUUGA